Priceomyces carsonii is the source of this 891-nucleotide messenger RNA. RefSeq lists its product as uncharacterized. Lineage: Eukaryota; Fungi; Ascomycota; Pichiomycetes; Serinales; Debaryomycetaceae. The transcript has a single exon. The record is from RefSeq and is a predicted model, not a curated record. Bases 1 to 891 code for a protein of 296 amino acids.
AUGAAUAUGAUUAGGAUCGUCCCAAGAAUAUACCAAAGACUCUCUAGGGAGCGAUCAAGUUUUAAAAGGAUAGCAGAAAGGAAGUACUCGACCAGAAAGGAACACGAAUCACCAUUUGCUAGGUAUCCAUUUCGUAAGCCUCCUUUCAUUAAUUGGAAGACAACAGGUAUCUUUUUUCUUUUAGGAUCAUAUUUGGCUUACAACGAAACACUAUUUGAUGUUUAUGAGUCUUUUACAAACAUAGAUGAAGGGAAUGAAGAUUUGUUGACGACUCAAUUAGAGUAUAAGUUGAAGCAAGUACCAAUCUAUCAAGAAUUAAAUCACCCAAAGCAAAAAAGUAAAUGGAUUCAGCUAAGAACGUGGGAAAAUUUAGACCACAAUGUUAUAGAUAAAAGCAAGGUUGCCAAGUCCAAAUGCGAGGAAGAGUAUGCAAAACCAAGUAUCACUAACGAAGCAUUGGCGAAGCCUGGAGGGUUCUUGAUUCAACCGGUGAUCUUCUUCAACACAGAAACAAAUGAAAGUGUAACUAUUGCCCAUGUCGGUCACAGGUUAUGUGGCUAUCCAUUUAUUAUUCACGGAGGAGUCACAGCAACUUUACUUAAUGAGUCAUUUAAGAGAAAUGCAUCGUUAUCUAAUUUGACUACAUCAAAUUUAAAAGAUGAUUUUAAAGUUGAGAAAUUGAAGAUUAACUAUAAGUUUCCUGUAUUUGCAAACCAAUUUAUUGUCCUCAAAAUCAAACCUGAGGCUGUCUCAAAAGGAAAGCAUAUUGAAUUGACUAGUACUAUUGAAUCAAAAAGCGGUAAGAUACUUGUGAAGGGCGAAGCCGAAUUACAAGAUACUGGGAGGGCGAGCAAGGCGAUCACAAUGAGCAAGAGAUGGAAAAUAUUUUAG